AGCACUGCUCACAGAACGUGACAAGGUAAGUCUCACUGCAGACCAUGCAGCUGCUUUUCACAGAGGUUUAUCUAAACCCUCUAUUGUGUUUUCAGCCUCUCAUUCCUAAAAGGAUGCAGUCAGUUUCAGUUAUAGUUGUUUUCUGCAGACAUUAAUAGUUCACUUGUCCUGUAAACAGGCUGAUUUCUCUGAGACAAACUCAAGUGCACAGAGGCUGGUGCUAGGGUCUCGAAGAGCAGCUGGAGUAAAGAGGAAUACAUCCAGAAGGCUGUGAUGUGAUUAGGAAAUGAGAAGAAAGAAAGAGCUCCCUAAUCUUCUACUCCUUAAGGGAUGGUGAAGCUCAUGAAAAUAAAUUCAAGAUCUGGAGCUAAAUGAACAUUUUCCAAAGGGAAAGGAAAACUUUUAUAGUAUAGCAGGAGUAGUGUCUCUGAGAAUGGUCUGGACUUGUCAUUAUGUUCUGCACUCUGAACAGGACUCUAAGCCCAGGAACAGCAGAUGCCCAACAGCAGCUCCAUCAGUGAGUUCCUCCUGCUGCCGUUGGCAGACACACGGCAACUGCAGCUCCUGCACUUCUGGCUCUUCCUGGGCAUCUACCUGGCUGCCGUCCUGGGCAACGGCCUCACCAGCACAUCUGUAGCCUGCGACCGCUGCCUGCACACCCCCAUGUACUUCUUCCUCCUCAACCUGGCCCUCCUCGACCUGGACUGCAUCUCCACCACUCUCCCCAAAGCCAUGGCCAACACCCUCUGGGAAACCAGGGCCAUCUCCUACGCAGGAUGUUCUGCACAGCUCUUUUUCUUUCUCUUCUUCGCCUCAGCAGAGUAUUUCCUUCUCACCAUCAUGUCCUAUGACCGCUACGUUGCCAUCUGCAAGCCCCUGCACUACAGGGCCCUGAUGGACAGCAGAGCUUGUGCCUCUAUGGCAGCAGCUGCCUGGGGCACUGGGGUUCUCAGUUCCCUGCUGCACAUUACCAGUACGUUUUCACUGCCUCUCUGCCAAGGCAAUGUUGUGAACCAGUUUUUCUUUGAAAUCCCCCAGAUCCUCAAGCUCUCCUGCUCAGAAUCAAAUCUCAGGGAAGUUGUGUUUCUCAUUUUUAGUAUCAGUUUAGUCUUUGGGUGCUUUGUUUUCAUAGUGGUGUCCUAUGUGCAGAUCUUCAUGGCUGUGCUGAGGAUGCCCUCUGAGCAGGGAAGGCACAAAGCCUUCUCCACAUGUUUCCCUCACCUGGCCGUGGUCUCCCUGCUUCUCAUCACUGGCUUUUUUGCCUACCUGAAGCCCCCCUCUAUUUCCUCCCCACUCCUGGAUCUGACAGUGGCACUUCUGUAUGCAGUGAUUCCUCUAACACUGAACCCUAUUAUCUACAGCAUGAGGAACAGGGAGAUCAAGCACGCACUCAGGAAGGUGUUGCAAUAUGCUCGAUUCUGGCUUCCCUAAAAUGCACAUCUUCCUCACACAAUUCCCAGUGAUGGUUCUUUAUGUUUUUUGCAUCUUUGAAUGUUUGUGUGUGAUACAGCA
Messenger RNA from Coturnix japonica (Japanese quail), 1512 nucleotides. NCBI's taxonomy places the organism in Eukaryota, Metazoa, Chordata, Aves, Galliformes, Phasianidae. The record is from RefSeq and is a predicted model, not a curated record.